GACAAAAAAGAAAAAAUGGCGGAUAGCAGGUGCGAGAAAAAUCAUUGCUGAUUUCAAUAAUUCAGGCCAAAGUUAAUGGUAAUUUGGUAAAUACUCUAUACCUUUGAUUCUGAAGAUUCCAUUUACCUACGCAAACAAUCACCAUGAAUUACCAGAAGGUUUACAUGAACCAGAUCUACUCCAGCUCUAUCAUGAGACAGGUGGCUCAGAUGUGGAAGAACCAGCUACUGUGUGAUGCUGUCAUUAAAACUGGCAAUGUUCAAACUAAGGCACACAGGCUGGUGUUGAUAGCAGCUUGUCCUAUGCUUCAACAUAUGGAAAAUGCAUCAGUUGGAUCUCAUUUAGAAGUUCGCCUAAAUGCAGAUAUCAAGCAAAAUUCAGUCAACACCUUUCUUCAGUACUUAUAUGAAGGCUACAUGAUGCUGACAGAAGAAAACUGCAAAGAUGUGGAAAAGAUUGCAAAGCUGCUACAUGCAGACAGUGUAGCAAAAUGCUGCAUCGAUUUUCAGAAAUGUUUGAAUGUCAAAUCUGGCAUAUCAUCAUAUGAAGGUGCUAAUUUUGAGGUUCAAGAUGGUGUUGAAUUCCGCUAUGUGUGUUCCACUAACAUCCAAAAGACAAUUCAAGAAGGUGCAAUGAAAAGAUCUUCAGACAGUGGAGGUAGACCCCCUAGUCCAGGCAGUAAAAGGCCAAGAGUACAUCCAUCUAGUCCAAGUGCAAUAGGCCAGAGGGCAGACGACAGGUACAGCAUGGCUCACAGUUAUACACAAGAUCCAUUUGAACGUGUUCCAAGACUCGGGUCAGGUUUUUCUCAACCAAAACCGCCACCAGGAGUAAUAGAAAUUGUAGAAGAUUCUGUAGAGUUGGUUAAUACUGAACCUCCAGAGAGAGAUGUAGAUGGGUGGCCAAAGAAGUCAGACAGACCACCGGUUCAGAAGAGUAUGUCCAUUGCAGUGUCCAGCCAAGUAAAGGGAGGAGACAGUGACAUACAGAUAAUCAAUGUUUCCAGUUCAGCAGUACCACCACAAAGUAAGCCACCAAGUACGGGAAGAGGGUGGUCUGAUGCAACAAACGAAAGACUUCCCACUACUUUUGACCAUUCACAAUCAACAAGAUCAACUCAAAAACAGCCAUCUUAUGGUACAGAACAGUCCCAGUCACCAAGAACAGAGUUAGAUGGAUCUUUCCAAAGACAGCAGCAGUUCAGCCAGGCAUUACCUAGCAAUAAACAGACACCACCCAGAGCACCACAUCAAGUAUCACACCCUCCACAGUUAAAACACAUGUCAAUGUCUGGUGUCCAAAGCACACAGAAAUCCUUUGCUGCUGGCAGUCCAUCCCAGGCCAGUUUUGCUGCAGGCAGUGCAUCACAAGUUCCCAGUUUUGCAGCUGGUAGUGGGCCACAGACAAGCAGUCCUCAUAUACCUCCCUCUGCAAUGGGCACAGUAUCUAUGAGUCCCAGAAGUGUUUCAGAAUCUUCACAGCCAUUGCCAUCACCCACCAAACCCUCAACAGAUGCCAGCAGACGACAGCAAACUGUUGUGAUUGAUCAGCCUUCAACAGAUAGUCUUCAACAAAGUCAAGAUUCCAUAAUAGAUAGGCAGCAAGAAAAAGACACUGCAGGCCAGAAGUCGAUUGAGAUCCACUCUGAAGAUGUAGAAAGGCUGCUGGCAGCAUCUGAACCUGUCACUUCACAGAGUGAUAAUAUUGGUGGGAAGGCAGGAGAGUCGAGUACAGACUUGACAAUUAUAAAGAUAGAGGAGGAGGAAGACACAGGGGGACUGGACAUGUAUGUUGAUAUUCCGGAGGACAGCAAGCAGCCUGUCCACCAUGAUGGUCCCGAGGAUACGGAAGACACUGGUGAACUGGAAGAUCCUCCAGGGGAAUGGUCAAGGGAUGACUUCUCCAAUGAGAGCAGCAGCAAUCUAGGUGCUGACCCAAAUGUGUCCUGGCAAGAUUCCUUUAAUAAAGGAGGAAUUUCACGAUUAAGCGAAACGUUGCGUCGCAGAGUCAGCAAAUACACUUGCAAGAUCUGUAUGACAACAUUUCAGGAUGGCCCGUCUCUUCUGCACCAUUUAAAGUUCGACGAAAAGAGAAAAUACUGUGAAAUGUGCGAACAUUGUGAUAAGGUGUUCUUUGUACAGGCAACGUAUAAGUACCACUUGCAGGCAAAACAUAAAAUACCGCAGAAUCUUCCGGAAUGCGAUGUGUGCGGGAAAUGUUUUCAGGACAACUACAAUUUGAACCGCCACAUGGUGGUGCACACUGGCGUGAGGAAAUUUCAGUGCAAUCGGUGUUUAAAAACAUUCAAACUGAAAGACAACGCUAGAAAUCAUUUGCGCUUCUGCAGAGUUGUUUUAGAGAAUACAGUGCAACAAGAAAUGCAACUGAAUCAGUCAAAAGAUAAAUAAUAGUGUAGUUACAAGAAUCGUUCUUUUAAAACCCGUCGUCUUUUAUUAAUUUUAUUGAGAUUCUUCGUUUAAUUAUUUGUUAGAGUUUAUUUUUACUGUAUUGAAUUGAAUUUUAGUUCAUUGCCCUUUCAUCUGUAAAAUUUCAGAAAAGUUAUUUACGACUGUAUAUAUGUUAUGAUGUCUUUUAUUUAAUAAAUGUCACUGAAAAGUAUAAUGUAUUGUACUUUUUUACUAUGAGGAGUUAUAUGAUGAACUCGUAGCUUAACUUUCUUGAUUUGUUGUGCUG
Saccostrea cuccullata (small rock oyster) is the source of this 2694-nucleotide messenger RNA. Its product is annotated as zinc finger protein 768-like. The coding region runs from base 144 to 2408 and encodes 754 amino acids. The transcript has 5 exons. Gene Ontology annotation, biological process: regulation of transcription by RNA polymerase II. The record is from RefSeq and is a predicted model, not a curated record. Gene Ontology annotation, molecular function: DNA-binding transcription factor activity, RNA polymerase II-specific; RNA polymerase II cis-regulatory region sequence-specific DNA binding; protein binding. Gene Ontology annotation, cellular component: nucleus. Lineage: Eukaryota; Metazoa; Mollusca; Bivalvia; Ostreida; Ostreidae.